AUGGAGCUGGAUAUACCAGACACACCUACAGAUAAUUUAUAUCUUGCUCUAAUACAAUGUUUUGCUAUAAUAUUAUGUGGGUACAUAGCUGGAAGACUUGAAAUAAUCACCAAAUCAGAAGCCAAUGGUCUCAAUACUUUUGUUGGAACAUUCGCUUUACCAUCAUUGAUUUUUUUAUCACUAGCAAAGCUUGAUUUUUCGUUAGUAAAUUGGAAAUUUUUAUUAGCUGUUUUUCUUGCCAAGGCAUGUGUGUUCCUGGUGGUUCUCGGAGUAUCUCUGAUAGUAACACGACCAACAAAUCCAGGUCGAGCUGCACUGUUUGCAAUUUUUGCUACUCAAAGUAACGACUUUGCCAUCGGAUAUCCGAUGAUUGAUGCUCUCUACGGCGAUACUCAUUCUGAAUAUGCAGCAUAUCUUUACCUGAUGGCACCGAUAUCACUGGCUAUUUUAAAUCCAAUUGGUUUUAUUUUACUAGAAAUAGGAAAGCGUCGUACAGGAAGCCAGCAAUCAGGAUGGAAACUAGUUGGUUCUGUAGUUAAAGGCAUCGGAUUAAAUCCUAUAUUAUUUAUGACAGUUUUGGGAAUCAUCGGGAAUUUUAUAUUCAGUCAUCAAAUUCCAAAAAUACUAUCAGUUAUACUAGAAGUAUUUGGUAAUGCUUUUUCAGCAAGCGCAUUAUUUUUAUUAGGCUUAAUGAUGGUAGGAAAGAUUCACACUUUAAAAGGCCCAGCGCUUGUUAUACCAGGAAUACUGAUCUCGGUUAAAUUGUUAGCACUUCCUAUGAUAAUAAGAGAGUCUGUUAUUUUACUAAAUGCUGGAGUUAAUGAAACAGAUACGAGAGAUUUAAGUACAUAUGGAUUUUUAUACGGAACAAUACCAACAGCACCAGCGCUCUUUAUUUUUACAUUGCGAUAUAACAUAGACAUUGACCUCAUCGCAUCUUCUAUGGUUGCUUGUACUUUCCUGUCGGCUCCAUUGAUGUUUGUAUCUGCUAAACUAAUUACUGCUAUUAAUGACGGCGUGUCACCGGCCAAGUAUGCUCAACAGUUGAAUACAUUUUCAAUGGACGUGAGUGUUGCCUCAAUAGCUGCUUGCUUGUGGCUCUUCGUUUGCUUCGUUGUACUUGCAGGGAAGAGAUAUAAACGGCCAACUCAUCGGUGUACUUUGUAUUUGAUUAUCGCACAACUCGCUGUUGGCAUUGGUGUUAUAAUAUGGACUAAACUUGAGCCCAAUGAAAUUGGUUCUUUUCUUUGGUAUGUUCAAUUUGUUCUUAUCACCGUUGGUGUAUACGCAAGUAGGAUGUGGACAGUCGUGUUGGCAGGGACUCUGUUGUUUUUAAGCUCUCGAACGCUAACAUUUGUACAAAAUAUGCAGAAAUGGAUUAUGCCUAUUGGUUUUAUGGUACCUGUAUUAACUGUAGGACUUAUGUGUCUUAUAAUAUCGCCAAAAAAUCCUGAUGAUAUUGACUUAAGGAACCCGAAUUUUCAAUUCGGUCGAGUACAAGCAGCUAUUUCAAUAUUUAUUCUUUUAUUUUGUUUUAUAGUAACACUUGGAUGUUUAGUGCUACAACAAAGAUAUCAAAGACGUCAUCAUGCUGAAGUUUAUGCCAGUCUUAUAAAUAAUAAUACUGAUAAUGCGGAAUCGACGAUGGUAGAAACCAGAAAUAUUGUUGAUGUAGAAGAUUUAAUACCAUCUGGACCAGCAUUACCAGCAGGUAACUGUGUAUUAGACACGGGAUGUGGUUUCCAGCGCAACGGGGGAUGCAUUCAAGACGACUUGGUUGAUGAACAAGACUUUGAAAUUGAUCAAUUACGAAUUGAUUCAGAUGAUCCCCAAUUACUUAGACACUUAGUUCUACUCAUUUUUCUUUUAUGCUCUAUGUUUAUUGGUCUAGCUUUAUCGAUUGGCACAAUGAUAAUGGAACAAAUGACUGGCGUGUAUGCCGAGCUAGCUUUUCUCGACGUCGCAUUUAGUUAUGGACAAUCGUUGAUAGUAUUUGUGAUAUUUGGAUUAGAUCCAGGUCUUGGAAAAUUGGGAUCCUGGCUGAAGAAAGUUUGCAAAGAGUGGCGUACUCGCCAAAAAUUACAACUACCAGAUGAAGAGUCACUUAGCGCGGAAACUAAAACAAUUCGUGAACAAUUUCGUCAAUGUCAUCUGCACGAAUGUCGUCAAAGAAUUUCUAAUUGUCGUAGACGAUUGUUGAAAGUAUAUCAGGGCGUUUUUUCAGGUAGUGAUCUUGUUGAUUGGUUGUUGGAGCAGCGAUUAGUUCAGAAUCGCGAAGAAGCUGUGCAAUAUGGUCGUUGCCUUCUUGAGAGUAGAGUUUUACAUCACGUUGAUGGUACACAUCAUUUUCAUGAUAAAAAUAUUUUGUAUUCUUUUCGGGGCUAA
Messenger RNA from Cotesia congregata, 2385 nucleotides. Lineage: Eukaryota; Metazoa; Arthropoda; Insecta; Hymenoptera; Braconidae. The record is from the annotation of a GenBank genome assembly.